This is a messenger RNA of Perca fluviatilis (European perch), 6706 nucleotides long. Its product is annotated as gastrula zinc finger protein XlCGF7.1-like. Gene Ontology annotation, biological process: regulation of transcription by RNA polymerase II. The coding region runs from base 269 to 1219 and encodes 316 amino acids. Gene Ontology annotation, molecular function: DNA-binding transcription factor activity, RNA polymerase II-specific; RNA polymerase II cis-regulatory region sequence-specific DNA binding. The transcript has 4 exons. The record is from RefSeq and is a predicted model, not a curated record. Lineage: Eukaryota; Metazoa; Chordata; Actinopteri; Perciformes; Percidae.
GGAAGUGCCGUUGUUCCCCUGUGAUAUAUCUAUAUGUCUCGUGCUGGCGGUAGAAUAGCUGUGUAGUGUGUUAGCUGCUGAUCUUAUUGGACCGUUUUAGGAGACAGAGCUCGAGGUAAAGACACACACACACUCAGGUAAAGCCUCUAAUGACUGCUCUUUAUCACGGAGAUCAAAGCGAGGAGAAGGCUGAGCUGCGCAUGCGCCGACACUCAAUGAUUUCUGAAUCCAGAGUGAGUCCAGCAGCCCCAGUGGAGAUCUGAGAGGAAUGGAGGACAACCAGAACCAGGAGCACCGGACAAACGAGGUCCCCAGGAGUCCAGCAGCAGACUGGGACUCUGAUACCAACGAGGUCCCCAGGAGACCACCAGCAGCAGACUCAGACUCUGAUAGCAGCCAUGUUCAGGACAAUAGAGGAAUGGAGGACAACCAGAACUGGGACUGGGACUGUGUCUCUGAUACCAACGAGGUCCCCAGAAGACCAGCAGCAGACUCGGACUCUGAUAGCAGCCAUGUUCAGAAACUGAGAGGAGGAAAGGGACCCAAACGUCACCACUGUCAACACUGUGACAAAUCCUUCAAAACCUCUGCAUAUUUAAAGAUUCAUCAGAGAGUUCACACUGGAGAGAAUCUACACAGCUGUGAUCAAUGUGGGGCAGCUUUCAUACACCAGUGUCACCUUAAAGCACAUCAGUGCAUUCAUGCUGGAGAUAAACCUUACAGAUGUGAUCAAUGUGGGACAGCUUUCGCACGACAGAGUAACCUAAAAAGCCAUCAACGCGUUCACGCUGGAGAUAAACCUUACAGCUGUGAUCAAUGUGGGACAGCUUUCAAACGACAGAGUACCCUAAACAGACAUCAACGCAUUCACACUGGAGAUAAACCUUACAGCUGUGAUCAAUGUGGUAAAACCUUUACUAGGAGUAGUGAAAUAGUAAUCCACCGACGUAUUCACACCGGAGAGAAGCCGUACUGGUGUGAACAAUGUGGUAAAACUUUUGCUCGUAGUGGUAGCCUUUACUCUCACCAGCGGAUUCACACUGGAGAGAAGCCGUACUGGUGUGAUCAAUGUGGGAAAAUGUUUUCUGAAAAUAGUAGCCUUAAAACUCACCAACGCAUCCACACAGGAGAGAAGCCGUAUGGGUGUGAUCAAUGUGGGGCAGCUUUUGCUCAGAGUAGUACACUUAAAGCUCACCAGCGCCUUCACACUGCCUCGUAGUGAACAUGUUUCAGAGCCAAGCUGUUUCCUCCUGCCUCCUCCUCAUGCCCUGAUAGCUGAGUUGUUAUAUUCUGAUCUUCUCUCCACAUUGAAGGCUGACCAGCAGUAACUUUAUCUUCUGAACACCAUGGAUGAUAUUCUGGCUACCACUACACAUUACGCUCCUUCCCUUUCAAGGGAUUAAUUCCACUCAAAAUUAGCUUUUAUUCCUGUAAUGAAAUAUUUUGAGUUCAGGGUUCAACUGGUAGCGCUAUUUAACUAAUGCUGCAACGAAGGAGUAUUUGUUCUUAAUUUGAAAAAUCCCAUCAAUGUUUACUAAGGUAAUCUCAAAUUACUGAAAUAUUUAGUCUAUUGUCCCUUAAGAUGAAGAAAAGAAGCAUUCAUAACUGGGAAGCUUUAAUCAGAACAUGUCUGCUGCUUUAAAAAUAACUUAACCAGUUAAUGUGUUUAAACUGCGUUUGUGCCGCCGCCAUCUUGGGACGAACAACUAAAGUAACUAUUUGCAACUUAAAAUAAUGUUUCCAAAAUUGUUUCAGUGGUUCAUCAACUUGUAACAGGGUGAAUGGCUCUUUGCUGCCCUCUACCGGCUAUAACCAACUAAGCAAGUUUGCCAGAUCGGGUAGCUGAUCUGUAGUUCCAAUGAGACAUAAUCUUAAUGGGACAAUUCCUCUUCCAACCUGUAGGGGGACUGAGAGAGAAAAGUUACAUAGUGUUGCUUUAAAGGACAAAUCCGGCACAAAAUGACCCUAGGGGUUAUUAACACGUGUACCGAGUCGACCGUUCUCUGGGAUCUGUUUUCAUGCUAAUCCAAUGUGAUCAGUUUUAGUGCUAACUGCUAAUUAGCUCAUAACGCUAGUAGUCGGGGCAGAGGGUAAAGUAAAAACAAAUCUCUAUUUCUCCACCACUAACAAGGCUCAAAAUAUCACCACACUUCCACGGUAGCAUAAUGAGGGUCCCUACAUGUUAACCCCAGCAUUGAGAUCUUUGUAAGUGCACAGACAGUUUAUUAAAAAGAUAGUAUAGAAAGACAUUACCGUUCAUGUAUACAGGCAGGCGCCAUCUUGGAAAAACAGUCAAGACCAGUCGAACGGCGAACGCCGUGCAGCGGGAGCUGAACUGUCACUUGAAAUCUCCCGUGGUCCGUGGUUUCCCAAUGGGUCGUUUGUGAAAUGUGACUACGUGGGAAUGCAUGAAUUAUAUCUGUUUAUUAAAAUAUAUGGGUGACUAACUACAAGGGUUAGGGUUCUACUGGUCCUGACUGUUUUCCCAAUAUGGCGCCUGCCUGUAUAGGUGAACGGUAAUGUAUUUCUAGACCAUUGGCAAUUUUAGACCCUUUUUAGGGGGGCUCAAGAAACAUAGUGUUGGCCAAUCAGAGGAGGUUAUGGUGUCAGACUCCCACCUUUGGCUGAGUCUCUAUCUGAUCUGUUAGAGGGAGAGCAGGAGACUGUUGGGUAGUUUAAGGUUGGUAGUCCCCAGAGAAGAAGGUGGUCAUUUUAUGUUUAUUAGAUUAUAGCCCAAAUUGAAAUGUAAGCAACUGAAAUUGCUGAAUCUUGGAACAUUGUGUCAAAUUACAGACAGACUCAGAUCACCAGAGCUGUUGUAAACAGGGACUGUGAGGUUCCUUUUAGAAAAAUCUAUUAAAGCAGGGAUGUCCAAACGUUUUUCACCAAUGGCCACAUACAGAAAAAUAUAGGAAGGGCUGGGCCACUCAGUAGGGGGGAGAUUCUCAACACAGCCUCAGAUUGAUUCUUCAGUCAGGGUGGUGAUCCCCUUCACAGCCCUGUAUAAAGGGGGAAACAUAAGGGGAUGGGUAUAUUUUAGGCUUGCUAUGCAAAUAAGUUAUUAGGGUUGUUAACACACCAACUAUAGUUUGUUAAAAAAUAUUAUCAACUUUAAUUGAGUGAACUAAUGAAGUAAUUGUGCUUAUUAACACAUGAUUACUGUGUAUUAUAUUUCUAAUUUAUCUAUAAUGGGAGCAGCAUUGCACUCAGUGGGAGCAGUGAUGCUGAGCUUUGGACUGAAGGAUGGCUGGCAAGUCAGGAGUCAGUUUGGUGGUUGAGAUGGCUGUCGGUCAUUGUGGUUCUCAAUCUGCUUUUAUUCAGAGUUAACACAGAAAAUGUUUGCUCACAUAUGCAUGUUGAGCCGAACAGACUCAUCAUUCUUUUUGCGUGGUGUCUCAUCAGAGGGAACUUGUCUUUUUCCAAGCCUUGGUAGAAGUCGCGUAGAGAGAGAAGCUGAUUUUUCUUCUCCAGAGAAUUAUCACACUGCAUUUCAAUAAGUUCUACUUUGAGUCUCUCUUCCAAUUCUGCUGUGUGCACCAGGAAGGGAGUCGAGAACACUUUGAUGUCUUUCUCAAUGACAGAAAAAUCUUUUUAAGUGCUGACUGAAUUCUGUGAUGAGAGAUGUGAUCACAGACACGUAUUUCCCAUUUUCAGCAGAAAGCUUGGCAUUUGGAAAAGCAGAUUUGAUUUCGGACAGCGUGGGGAAGUGUGCCACAUUGAAGUUGCGUAGUUGCAUUUCAAAGUGACGGAGCUUCACGAAUGCUUUCAUGUGUGCGAAAAGUUGUGGCACGAGCUGAUCUUUGCCUUGUAGGCUCUUGUUCAGUGUGUUAAGUAAGAUCAACUAAAAAAGCCAGGUCUGCUAACCAGAGAGGGUCACUCAGCUCAUGAAGAGGCCGGUCCUUCUCUUUCAAAAACUGGUCCAUUUCUGAUCUCAGGGGGGAAAAAAGCUGCAGCACAUCAGAGUGGUAGAGUAUUCAGCAUCAACAUCAGAUAGAAAAGCUUGGAAUUGUCUGUGGUAGAGCCCUCAUGCUCGAAUUAUGUUGACAGUUUUCACAACAGUGUCCAUCACAUUGCCAAGCUGGACUGUCUUGGCACAGAGGGCUUCUUGGUGGAUGAUACAGUGCAUUUUAACAGCCGUGGCUCCACUGUCUUACACCAUAGAGGCCAUUCCUCUGCGUUCGCCUGUCAUUGCUGGAGCCCCAUCCGCUGUAACUCCACACAGUUUGUCCCAUUUAAGUCCCAUCUCGUCAGUUGCAUUUGACACAAAUGUCCUUACCCGUCCUUACACCUUUUAAGGUGGUUACACACCAACCAGACUGCCGACCGUCUCCCCGAGUUGGUCCAAAAAGUUCCUCAGAACACACCAAAAGGACGAGACGUAAUACGUCUCUAUAACAGCAGGCGGCGCUAAUCUGUAUUGUUGCCCAAAAAAAUUAAAACCGGCAGCUGAUUGGACGAACGCGUCACGUGGGUCAUUCUGGUUCCCAAAAACAAAGCUCGCUGCCAUUUGCUUAACUUUCUGUUCUCUCUCAGCACCAGUGGUAGUCUGGAUGCUUGGUUUCAUAGUGUGGUCCUACAUGAUAGUCUUUCAUCACUGCAACUGUUGCAUUACAAAUCAAACAGACACACUUCCCCUUGACUUCACUGAAGAAAUAUGGCACUCACUUGCUAUUUUUCGUUUCUUCGGAUCUGCCAUUUUUGGGACAAAGUUUUUCUUUGACUGCUCUUGUUUUGUGUUGAGGCUGUCUUGUUCAAGACAGUAGCUCCCCCUAGCGGUAAAACUAAGAAGUACAAUACAGUCGAGCACGAAUUUCAUGCGUGGGCCAUAUGCCAUUAUAUUUUUAGAAUUUGCUACGGGCCAAUUAAAAAUGUAGUUUGGACACCCCUGUAUUAAAGGUAGUGCAUUAUAGAACAUGCUACCCCCCAACUAUAAGCACUAAAACUGGUCAUAUUGGAUUAGCAUGAAAACAUAUCCCAGAGAACGGUCGACUCGGAACACGUUAUUAACCCCUAGGGUCAUUUUGCGCCGGAUUUGUCCUUUAAAGACUAAUAAAUGCUAAACUAAGCAACAUGGAAUAACAUUUCACAGAUAAAGACGUUUUACAAUAUUUAACUAUUACGAAAGCGUUGAAUUUAAUUUCACAAAAGGUGACAUUAAUCCUUCUUUUGAGCUAACAAUAAGCUAAAUUACUGUUCUGACAAGGCAGACCCACAUCCAGAUGUUGGGUCUGGGAACUCACCAUUGGUCAGGGCUCAAUCCGAGGGGCGGGAUAAACGGUUGUCUUUCAAAUUCUCUCUGCACCAAUAGGAUAGCUCUACAACCAGGCAGAGCAAUGCUAGUUGAUAGAUUAAACUUUAAACUCUGAACACAUCUUCCUUUUUUUUUGUUAGCUUGUGUCAGGUUAUUAUUUAAGUGAUUAUUAAUAUCUCUUUGUUGUUUGUUAUGUGUGUUACUAAACAUUUCCUUGAGUCAUUCCCCAUAGACCCCCAUGUGAAAGAAUCCAAACUUUGCAUUAGAAAUAAACAUGUUUACAGCCUGGUACAAAAAAUGGUUUUGGUCUAUGAAGCUAAUUUCACCCUUCAUAUAAACUGUUAUAUAACUCACCUGUUUAAACUGUAUCAAGGCUUAAAUCAGCUGACUGUCACUAGCUACACAAUAUUUAGGGAAAACUUUGGUAAGAAAGCCAGCAUUUUUAAUUUAACCAAGUAUUCUGCAUUAUAAAUACAUGUCUGGCAUUUGUAGUAAACCUCUUGAAAAUGAGUUGAACAUUCAGCGAGGAAUUAUGAUUUUAAAUGUGGAUAGACCUUCUGCCUCCAUAGACACUCAUAUAUUAGGACGAGCACAAUGUUCCUUAGGAAAUGACUGCUGUGUCAACAUAUCGCUCCAAUAAACAACAGCGGCCAAUGUAGUGUGUGUGUAUAUAUAUAUAUAUAUAUAUAUAUAUAUAUAUAUAUAUAUAUAUAUAUAUAUAUAUAUAUAUAUAUAUAUAUAUAUAUAUAUAUAUAUUGGAUUAGACACAUGAGAACAGCUGGUUGUAUUCGGGGGGAAGUUUAGGAGUUUUUGGUUAAUUCUGGGAUUUUUAACUCCUGUAUAAUCAUUGGUUUUAUUAAUCUGCUCUGUCCUCUUCUUAAAUAAACUGAAUAGAUUUGAACUUUCACAUUAAGUUUCUUAUUAUUUUGCAGGUGUAUUCUUCUCUAUGACACUCUUAUGACUCCAUAUUAUCCUUCAGUUUAUCAUCAACAUUCAACAUCAACACAUAUCUGGAGAUAUGUGGUUUUCAUUGGAUAGGAAAGGGAAAAACUCUGUUGAAGAGUAAGUAGAAUAUGUAUUUUUGCAGAAAAUGCUUGUGAAUGGUGAAAAGCUACAUUUCUAAAGUUGAACUAGAUUGCUGGCUUUAAUGUGUGAGAAGAAGGUGAUGUUGUGUAGUUGGAAAAGUUGGAAAUGGUUCAACCUGCAACUUUUUGUUUUUCUGGGUCAAAAUUUGAAAUGAAAUCUUUUUUCCCAACGUGUCUGUUUUGACACUUUUGUCGCUUGUUUUGGAAGCCUUCCAGACGUUUUUGUCACUUUUGUUUAUGUUUUUGUUGAUUUUUUUGGUUUUCUCCCCACAUUUUUAAAGCUUUUCUAAUAUUGUGGUCACUGUUUUCAACGUUCUUGUAUCAGUUCUUUUAUUAUAUGCUAUAUAAUUGAAUAAAACACCCAAAUUCA